This is a messenger RNA of Coregonus clupeaformis (lake whitefish), 2675 nucleotides long. RefSeq names its product B-cadherin-like. Lineage: Eukaryota; Metazoa; Chordata; Actinopteri; Salmoniformes; Salmonidae. Gene Ontology annotation, molecular function: calcium ion binding; cadherin binding. The transcript has 14 exons. The coding region runs from base 1 to 2568 and encodes 855 amino acids. Gene Ontology annotation, biological process: cell morphogenesis; homophilic cell-cell adhesion; calcium-dependent cell-cell adhesion. Gene Ontology annotation, cellular component: cytoplasm; plasma membrane; adherens junction. The record is from RefSeq and is a predicted model, not a curated record.
AUGUUUCGAGACUACGUCGAUAACAUUGACGAGCUAACCACCUCAGUCACCGGCUUCAUUAGAAAAUGCAUCGGUGACAUUGUACCCACAGUGAGGGUUCGCUGCUCCCCCAAUCAAAAGCCCUGGAUUAACACAGAGGUUGGCGCUAAACUAAAGACAAGGGCUACCACACACAGAGCUAUCGUAGACAACUCUGAUGCUAUGGCCAAAGACAGGAAUAAGUACAAGAAGGCCCGCUAUGACCGCUGCAGAGUCAUCAAACGAGUAAAAGGCUCCUUCCACGGAGUCUCCAGAGUGGUUCCACAGUCUCCUCCAGGAACAGAGGAGAUACCUGAGCUCACCCUGGGGGAGCACCCCACCGUGGUACAACAAGCUACUGCCGCAGUCUCAAAUGGUUCCCACAGUGGUGACGUCGCUGUCUCCAGCGACAGAGAUUCUGACGACCCCUUUUCUACGCCCUGGGAGCCCCCUCCAAUCUCUGCUGCAGUGGCUCGGUCCAUGUCUGCUGUCCAGGCCCUGUCAAUCUCUGCCUGGUGUGACCUGCCUGUCCAAGUCUUGGGGUUUAUGCUAGCCCCUCUGAACUGUGUCCUGCUAGUUCCAGCCUUAGGAGACCCUGCUGACGUCCCCGUGGAAGACCCGCCUGACGUCCCCUUGGAGGACCCGCCUGACGUCCCCGUGGAGGACCCGCCUGACGUCCCCGUGGAGGACCCGCCUGACGUCCCCGUGGAGGACCCGCCUGACGUCCCCGUGGAGGACCCGCCUGACGUCCCCGUGGUAGACUCGCCUGACGUCCCCGUGGAAGACCAGCCUGACGUCCCCGUGGAGGACCCUCCUCACCGAGGUGUUCAGUAUCCUGUCCGUGAAGAGGGCACGACAAAGCGUCUUCCAGUUCUGGAGUUUCCAAAGUCUUUGGUAGGUCUGGUGAGAAGGAAAAGGGAUUGGGUCAUUCCUCCCAUUUACUUCCCAGAGAACGACAGAGGCCCCUUCCCCAAGAUGAUGGCGAAGAUCAGGUCCAGCAAUGAUAAAGAGGUGAAGAUCCAGUACAGCAUCACUGGUAGUGGAGCAGAUCAACCCCCUGUGGGACUGUUCACUGUGGACAAAAACUCUGGGGUUCUCUAUGUGACCCAGUCUUUGGACAGAGAGAGACAAGACGUAUAUCUACUUGAAGCUUAUGCUGUUGCAGUUGGUUCGGGUAUAGCAGAAGAACCCAUGGAGAUUAUUGUUAAAGUAAUUGAUAUGAAUGACAACAAGCCGGUAUUCACCCAAGAUCCUUUAACAGGGAUUGUCCCUGAUGCAUCCCUACCAGGCUUUGAGGUCAUGAUGGUAACAGCCACCGAUGCAGAUAAGCGUGGCUCAGCCAAUUCUGAUGUCAGAUACACUAUUAUAAGUCAAGAACCUGAACUGCCGAGUCCCAACAUGUUUGUCAUCAACCGUGUCACAGGCUCGAUUCGGGUCAAUGCUGCUGGACUGGACAGAGAGAAAAUUCCAAAAUAUACCUUGGAAAUCCAAGCUGCUGAUAUGGAGGGAGAUGGUCUGACAUCUUUCGGAAAAUCCAUAAUUACGGUAACGGACGUCAAUGACAUAGCUCCUCAAUUUGUGAUGUCUUCGAACACGGUGUCUGUCCCAGAGAAUAAAGUGAAUGCUCUGGUGGUCAAAAUGCCAGUGAGUGAUGGAGAUGAGCCACACUAUUUCAACUGGGCCACCAAGUACAGGAUUGUAGAUGGAGACCCAGGUGGAUUGUUCACUGUUAACACCGGGCCUAGCAGACUGGAAGGAAUCAUUACUACAGCCAAGCCCCUUGACUUUGAGAAGAACAAUCGCUACACCCUGUUGGUGACUGUGGAGAACGAGGUCCCAUUUGCCAUCCGCCUGCCCACCUCCACUGCCACAGUCCAGGUGAAUGUGGAGGAUCUGAAUGAUGCCCCUGUCUUUGACCCAGUGGAAAAGGUUGUUUCCAUAUCUGAACACCUGCCAGUGGACAGUGACUUGGUUCUGUAUACAGCUAUUGAUCCAGACAUCAUGGCACAUAAACUCAUGUAUCGCAUGUACAGAGAUCCUGCUAAAUGGCUGGACAUCAACAGCGAGACUGGAAUGAUCAAAACCAAACACCCUCUGGACAGAGAAUCUCCCUUUGUCAAAGAUGGCAAAUACAGAGUUCUCAUUCUCGCAAUCGAAAGUGAUGAAAUCCCUGCAACUGCAACUGGAACCAUUCUGAUAGAACUGGAAGAUGUAAACGACAAUGCUCCGACUAUUGAUGACACCCCGUUGAAGCUCUGCAACCAAGACCCCCGUCUAGUGCAUUUGGCGGUGACAGACAGAGAUGGCCCAAACUUUGCUGAACCCUUCAGUGUAGAACUUCUGAAAGGGUCCAAGAUGUAUUGCACUGCCCAAAUGGACAAAACAGGAACUGUGGUUGAAUUGACAUUCAAGGCCAUGAGGGAGCAGAGAAACUUCUACAUUGAUCUGACGGUCACUGAUGCUGGCGGGCUGAACCAAGACCAUGUCAUUCACGUCACCAUGAAUGAGGACAGGUGCAUGACCUGGGGGGAUUUCUGUGUUAGACCCUGACAUAGAUGAACAUUUGGUCAUUUUCUUAGCGUUUUUAUAGCUAGCAGAGCUAGAUUGCUUGUUUUGCAAAGGUUGUCACUUUAUUUGACAUCAGGGGUAUGUCACAA